AUGGCCUGGUAUUCCAUUCUACCAGCAGAGCUCAUUCACCUCGAGAGCUGGGCAGCUCGCGUCUUCUUCCUGCUUGGUCUCAUCACCAUCGGCCCCUGGGCAUUUCUCAUACUCCUCGACGCAGUAAUAUGGCUCUACCGCCUGAUACUCUGGGAACUACCCUGGGUUGGCGGGCGGGCGCGCGGUCGACAGCGUCCGCGCGCGCCGAGUCUGAAUGAACGGCCGGGCGGACAGCGGAGGGCGUUUGGAUUGCGCGGGGUGGAAACUGAUAGUGGUGAUAGUGACGAGGUUGAGCUGGAUGAUUUUUUGGGGCAUUCAAAGGGGCUGGAUCGUGAUGACUCGAGUACGGAGGAUGUGAAUACUGUUGGUCGAGGAUCGAGUGGUGGUGGAGGGCUGAAGCAGAGGAAUUCUGGACAGACUUGA
Molecule: messenger RNA, 423 nt
Organism: Penicillium bovifimosum
Lineage: Eukaryota; Fungi; Ascomycota; Eurotiomycetes; Eurotiales; Aspergillaceae
Exons: 2
Coding region: 1-423 (140 amino acids)
Source: RefSeq, a predicted model, not a curated record